AUGCGUCGCAGGGGCAAGCGCCGCGCCACGAAGCGCCGAAAAGUUGGUGCCGAGCCGAAGAACCCGCUCGAGCGCCCCGACCAAUCGGCGAUGGAUGAUAAAGCCGCGAUGCCGCUCGCGAAACGUCGAAAAUUUGAAGAUGAGCAGGAUGAGGAGCACGAGCUGCCCGGCGACUCGGUGAAGGACGGUGAAUCGAAGCCGCGCGUCCAAAUCUACGACUUUUGCUGCGAGAUCCUCUGGAAAAUCGUGGAGCAGCUUGAGGUUGGAGAGGUGCUCUCCCUCGCAAAGUGCCACCCGAACCUGCUGGGCGCGCUGAAGGAAUUCCCGAACAAGGGCUACAACCGCGUUCAAUGGGGCGCCGACAGAGUGGUCUUCUCGGAUGGCAUCACGAUACAGGACGACGAGGGAAAAAACUGGACGCACGCCGAGGCGGAGAUUCUGCUCGCCGAUGCGUGGGUGGAAAGCCUGGACUACUCGCUGCAUCUCGACACCAAGCUCAACAUCAAAGUCGGCACCGUCAACUUCCAGGGCGAGCCGGCAGACGCCUACAAAUGCGCGGCGCUGAUCGAAAGCUGGGAACCGUGGAGGGUGAGCUUCCCGAAGUGGGGCGCUUCCGUCUUCCGCUUCUACCCGGAUCUGGCGCGCCUACUAAAAGAUAUCAGCUACAUCGGCCUGUUCCGCUUGCCGAUCCGCUGGCUCAGCGAAGUCCCGGAGUGGAACCUGACGUGUGUCGACCUGAAGAUUGCCACCGGUGGAAAGGACAUUGUUAUCCAGCUGGCCAACGUGUUCCGCGCCCUCUGCGACCAGUGGAUCUCGUUUCAACGCUCCGAAUUCUGCCUCCAAAUCUACGUCAAGGACUCGCCGCUGGCGCUUGCUGAAGUGCUGCAAAUUUUGGAGCAGGACGGUUACGCCCUGCCGAUCGUCCGCCGUGAUCGCUGCCGGUUGACGUACGGACACUUCCUGAACCGCCUGCUGAUGCGCGGCCACUAUCCAGAA
This is a messenger RNA of Mesorhabditis spiculigera, 996 nucleotides long. The record is from the annotation of a GenBank genome assembly. NCBI's taxonomy places the organism in Eukaryota, Metazoa, Nematoda, Chromadorea, Rhabditida, Rhabditidae.